Molecule: messenger RNA, 1050 nt
Organism: Lottia gigantea (owl limpet)
Lineage: Eukaryota; Metazoa; Mollusca; Gastropoda; Lottiidae
Exons: 5
Coding region: 1-1050 (349 amino acids)
Cellular component (GO): extracellular region
Molecular function (GO): peptidase inhibitor activity
Source: RefSeq, a predicted model, not a curated record
AUGCAAGGUUUUACUUUUAUAAUAUGCUUGGUAAUUCUUAUUGUUGAAGUCACAUCCAGUGAAUUUUUAAAAAGAUUAUUAAAUCACACAACGACCUAUCCUUGUAAUAAUAUAAAAUGUCCAGGGAAUAAACUAUGUAUAUUAGAAGUUAAAAAUAAAACAUGUUCAGGAUGUACUGUCUCACCCCUUUGUAUAUCUUCAGAUAAGCUUCCAGUAUCAGAAUGUCCAAUAGAAUUUCCUAUAGUUAACACAAAAUCGGACACCAUUGUUCCUUUUCGCUGCUAUCACGAUGGGGAUUGUCCAAGUGGAAGUUUUUGUUAUGGGAAGGAAAUGAACGGAAUAUGCUGUUCUGGAUCAUAUUCUAUCGGCAGACCUUUUCUUCAAAAAAUGAAACAUUUCAUUGCCAAUAUCAACGAUCAUAAUCUUCUGAAUCUGAUGGAAAUUAUUCUUCAGAAAAGCUUUCAAAAUAAAGAUUCAGGAAAACUUGGAGGUUCUGCAGUCAAUUUGAAAUUGAACCUUGAUAAAUCGUUAAAACAAAUUGACAGCUACGAGAAAGUUGAGAACUCAACAUUUCAAGACAAAUCUCCGAUUGAUUUUAGAGCAGGAACUCACAUAAACAGAAAAAAAAUCGUCUAUUUCAAACAUCGAAAUCGUCGAUCACCAAAUGGGUUUUAUGAUUCUCUUCAUCCUUCUGAACAAGGGUUGGAAGUUCCUUUAGAUAAGCCUGGAGAAUGUUCCAAUGUAAGGCUAGGAAAAUGGUCCGGUGGUUGUAUGGACACGUGUUUUAACGAUGCAGAUUGUUAUAGUAAUUUAAAAUGUUGUUUUAAUGGCUGUGCCAGAAGUUGUCAGUUUCCAAUAGUCAACUAUAAUCCUGAUAUACCAUCUAAGAAACCAGGCAGGUGCCCGAGAUUAUCGUCUUUUGGAUUAUCAGAUUGUACUGGUAGUUCGUGUACAAUGGAUACAGAUUGUCCAGCCGAUGAUAUAUGCUGUAAUUCUGGAGACUGUGGUCGUAUUUGUCAGCAUCCGAUUCCAAAUAGUCCUUAUUGGUGA